CAGGUCACAGAAGCAAAGGAAGGUUUAGGGCUUUGUGGAUAAUUUUUGUCUUAUUCUUAUCAGAUGAAACUCGCGGAUUACGAUAUAUAGCAUAUAGAUUUUAUGGAAUUACCCGGAAAAGAAACGAUAUGAUGCGAUUGAGAUGUAUAAGGUCGAUUUGGAGAGCUCCCGUUCUAAACACGUGGCUAAAAACAUGUCUAUCUUCUGAGGCGACUGUUUCCGGCGAACCCAGUGAGCACGGCCGAAGUAUGCACAUCGAAGAGAAGAUGAAACAACACAUAGCGAAUGGUAACAUUUCAGAUGCUUUACGGCUGUUUGAUGAGAGCAGGAAUGGGGGGAAUUCGUGGGCAGUGGAUGGUUGUUACUCGCAGUUGCUUCACAUGUUUGCAAAACAUGGUGAACACGAAGCCGUAGAGAGAUUGUACCAAGACAUGAAACAGAACGCUAGUUAUAUUGGUGAGGGAGCUAAAACUACAAUGAUCAAGUCUUACUGCAGCCGAGGGCAGUUUGAUCAAGCUAUUAAAAUGCUACGAAGCAUUACUAAUGACAAUAUAGUCCAUCACAUGCGUCACUACGAUUAUGUAAUUACAAGCCUGGCCAACAGUGGGUUAACAAACCAAGCCUUGCAGCUUUUUGAGGAGAAAUUGGAGAAGCAGCAAAGCUCUCUUGCAAGCAAGGUUGACAAAUUUUUGUCUAUAGAUAAGGAAAUGAUAGCUGCACUGCUCAAUCCUUACAAUGUAAGAUCUAAAGAAAAUGAACAAUUUAAAGGAGAUAUCAGUAUGAUGGGCACAUCAGAAAGCUCCAAGAAUAGACUAGAGCUAUCAGAAGAUGGUGUAUACACGUAUGGUAGAAUGUCGCAGAAAGUGUUUCAUUAUCUUGAACAAGCUGGUGAAAGGCUGUCAGUUAAAUUGCUUCAGGUUAUUCAUUCACGGUUUAACCAUGACCCAGUUUAUCACUGGAAGUGGUGCACUAGCAGUGUCAGUGAGACAGGGAUGUGCUCCUGCUGUGGAAAUCAGCUGACCAGUGGCAUAGCUCCGAGUGAUAUACAUCAGCUGGAAAGCGAGAUAAUCAGGCUGUCAAGUAGUCCUGAACAGAAUGGCUCUGAUGGACAUGGAAAAUCCUUGGACAAACAAAUGCAGAAAGAGCUGGAAGAUUUAAAGAUGUUUGUUAAUGAACAGGGGCCAUUUGAUGUGAUAAUAGAUGGGAUGAAUGUUGGUGCUUAUGGCACAACAACUAGUUUCACAUUCACUGCCGACAGGCUUAUUGAGACGGCACAUCACUUUGCUACCCAGCAAAAGAAAGUGCUGCUCAUAAUAAACAACAAAAUAUUCAUCCGGAGAUGCACCAAAGACUUGCGUACCAAGCUUGAAGAUGUUUGUGCUGUUUUCAGAAACAGGUAUAAAAAUGAUGAUUUCUAUCUUUUGUAUGCUGCGGCAUUCAGUGGAAUGAAGCAGGUGGAAGUGGUCACCAACGACAGGCUCCGAGAUCACCGUCUUCUACUACCGUCCAACUUGUGGUGGACAUUUUUGAGAUGGACAAGGUUGAACUGUGUAUCUUUUCGAAGUAAUGGCCAAGGAAAACUCCAUUUUUUUAGGCAAAAAUUUGAUCCUGUGGUACAGCGUUGUGGAAAUUCCUGGCACUUCCCCGCUAAAGAUCAAACAUGGAGGUGUGCAACCAGAUUAGGAGAAAAGGCAGAACCAUGAGUUGAAAUUUCAGACAGAAAGAAUGUUACAGUGAGGACACUUGAACCAUGAACUCGACAUGUAUUGCACGUUUUUGUGAAUCUAAUUAUAUAGAAUGAGGGAUCUUGAUAUUACAUUUUUACUACUUUUACAUUGUGAAAUUGCCAAUCUUUGGCACACAAUUUGAAGAGCCUUGAAGUUCAUUUUAUAUAUUUCACCAGAAAAAGUACAAACAAUGUCAAGUGUUCAUUGUUCUUAGUUGUAUUGUAAUAAAAUAAUAAGAAAUCUG
This is a messenger RNA of Orbicella faveolata, 1971 nucleotides long. RefSeq lists its product as uncharacterized. Gene Ontology annotation, cellular component: mitochondrial ribonuclease P complex. Gene Ontology annotation, molecular function: protein binding; ribonuclease P activity. Gene Ontology annotation, biological process: tRNA 5'-leader removal; mitochondrial tRNA 5'-end processing. Lineage: Eukaryota; Metazoa; Cnidaria; Anthozoa; Scleractinia; Merulinidae. The record is from RefSeq and is a predicted model, not a curated record.